Messenger RNA from Gambusia affinis (western mosquitofish), 565 nucleotides. RefSeq names its product acylphosphatase 1, erythrocyte (common) type (gene acyp1). Lineage: Eukaryota; Metazoa; Chordata; Actinopteri; Cyprinodontiformes; Poeciliidae. The coding region runs from base 164 to 460 and encodes 98 amino acids. Gene Ontology annotation, molecular function: acylphosphatase activity. The record is from RefSeq and is a predicted model, not a curated record. The transcript is spliced from 3 exons.
GGAGUCCCGUAUGUUUUAAAAUCGAGAUUGUUCCAUAUACUGGUUGUUUCAUGGUUUGCGAGUUUAUCAACGUUUGUUUUAUUUACCAAAAUUGUCUGAUCUUCAUCCUGGACAGAUAAACCUGGCAGAAAUAGAAACAAGCUGUGGAAACAUAAGGUCCGUUAUGUCCGGUGAAGGCUUAAUUUCGGUGGAUUAUGAAAUUUUUGGCAAGGUGCAAGGAGUAUUUUUUCGAAAAUACACACAAGCUGAAGGGACAAAGCUUGGUGUAGUUGGAUGGGUCCAAAACACAGAAGCAGGAACCGUGAAGGGGCAGCUACAAGGUCCAUCCAGCAAGGUGGAAAAAAUGCAAGAGUGGUUGAAAGUUACAGGGAGCCCCAAGUCCUGCAUCAACAAGGCCGAGUUCAAGAACAAGAAAACUAUUGAGAGCCUAGAGUACUCCUCUUUCAGUAUAAUCAAAUGAAAUCAGCUAUUCAUUGUCUGUAAUAUUAAUAUUUAUGCUAUUAACUAUUUUAACUGGUUAUAUUUAAAGCACUAAAGUAAAAAUGUAUGCAUUGCAUGAACUGAA